AUGGCGCUUUCUCGCCCUCUUGAUCUCUCCAACCCAUUUCCCCCCUUGCUAUUAUCAUCCUCUUCUACCCCUCUCUCUCCCACCCCUCCCUCUCCCACCCCUCUCUCUCCCACCCCUCCCUCUCCCACCCCUCUCUCUCCCACCCCUCUCUCUCCCACCCCUCUCUCUCCCAACCCUCGCUCUCCCACCCCUCGCUCACCAACCCAACCCCUCUCAUGCUGCUGCUGCGCGCAUCAUCCCAGGUGCUGCCCCGCACCCACUGCCCCACUGCUCCACUGCCCCGCUGCUACACUGCCCGUGUCACUCAAGCUCACUACCCACCCCUACUGCCAAGCACAGCGAGUGGCUGCGCGCUCAAGCACAGCGAGUGGCUGCGCGCUCAAGCACAGCAGGGCUGCUGCUGACGUGGCCUCCUGCAUUCCCCCAUGCGCCACCAGUGUUCCUUGUGUCACAUGCACACAUGCGAAUCUCCUCCUUGCCAUCAAUGCUAGUCCACUGCCGCUUCUUCCUCCGGGCUUCCAUUUACUUCUUCACACCUUUCCCCUCCCUCCCUUCCGCUCCUUUUCAGCCCGAUGGCUAGAAUCAGCCUCUGCUAAUUCCAACUUGCUCCUCUCCUCAUUGCCGUUCAGUUUCCACCCACCACACAUUCUUUCAGCACGAAGCAUCCCCACGCCUCUCUUCCCCACCCAGCAGCAUCUAAGCCACAGUGCCAGCCUGGGGGCGAGAAUGGGCAUGGGCGCUGGCAUUGGCAUGGGCAUGGGCACGGGCAUGAGUGGAGGGGCGAGUGUGAUUGAGCUGCCGGCGGGGAUGACGCUGGUGGAGGUGGUGCUGGCGGGCCUGCUCUCUGCUGUUCCCAUCUACUCUGCUGUGCCCUUCUGUCCCUGCCUCAUUUCUUCCCUCCUCGUCUCUCGCCCCUCCCCCGCACGCCCCUCCCCGGCACGCGCCUCCCCUGCCCACCAGGUGUUGGACAAGGAGGUCGGCUACUGCCAGGUUUGCGUCCUCUAG
This is a messenger RNA of Closterium sp. Naga37s-1, 1005 nucleotides long. Lineage: Eukaryota; Viridiplantae; Streptophyta; Zygnematophyceae; Desmidiales; Closteriaceae. The record is from the annotation of a GenBank genome assembly.